AUGCCGCGAGAUCGAGCUGCAUACCGAAACGUCCGUUUUUAUGACGCGUCAACAGCCACCUGUAUUGGGGGAUUUUACCAGAAUGGCUCUAUCACUGAAGAAAAUCUCAUCUGGAUUUUGAGUGAGGUGUUUUUGAUCACGGACGGUGAACACUCUUGGACUAUUCAGCACAGGCCCUCAGGCCGAACUAUCACACCUUCAAGCAACCCAGUCGUGCUUGGAAAUUAUGAUAUCUACUCUACAGGACCUCUUCAAGUAACCGAUGAACCGUGGUUUGCUCGACUCACCAGCCACUCUAUCUCUGGUCGAGAAGAUCAAUUUCGUUUGGCGCUGGCAGCUGGUGAAUUGAUGGAAGAAUAUUGGACCCUGUUUGUCGUGAUCCAAACACCAAUAAUCGUGUCUCAGAUGAGCUGCUUCGAUGGCACUUCCGACAGAUCAGAUAUGAUGGCAACACUGCGUGAUGAAGCGUAUGGCAAAGAACGAUUUGAGAUGAUACUUGAUUCAAAACUAAAAUCUGAGAUUACAAACAAGUAG
Messenger RNA from Histoplasma mississippiense, 534 nucleotides. RefSeq lists its product with no specific name. The transcript has 4 exons. Lineage: Eukaryota; Fungi; Ascomycota; Eurotiomycetes; Onygenales; Ajellomycetaceae. The record is from RefSeq and is a predicted model, not a curated record. The coding region runs from base 1 to 534 and encodes 177 amino acids.